AUGGAACAGGCCCAGCGCCUGUCGCCAAACCCGGGCAGGUGUCCUUUGCCACUCACCCAGGGCUCCUCCAUUUUGUCUUCCCCUCCCACUCCCCACCCCCCCAGCAGACCCCUGAAGGAGAAGCUCCAGCGCCUGCAGUGUCACUUCACCUGGGAUUUUGAGGUCAAGGACAAAAUGAACAUCAGGCACUCCCUUGUGACUCUGUCUCUCCGCCUGGAGCACGACCCCUUCUGUAACCGGGGCACCUAUCUCGCCCUGAAGGCCUACCUGCGCCAUCUGGAGGGGAGCCCCAAAGAGGCCCUGGACAUCCUGAAGGAAGCCAAGGAGGUCUUGCGGAAGGAACCUCAGGAGACCUUCUCACGCCAGGUCCUGCUGAUCUACGGGAACUACGCUUGGAUCUGCUACCACUUGAUCGAUUAUGAGAGGGUGGACCUUUACUUGGGACAGAUCCGCCAGAUCUGCCGGGAACUGUCCAGCCCUGAGCCCUACUCGGCCCCGAUCCCGGAGGUCUACGCCCAGAAGGGCUGGUCCCUCUUGGCCAUGGGCUUCCGGAACGGCCAGCUCGCCAGGCAAUGUUUCCAGACGGCCCUGGAGCUGCAGGAGCCCAACGCGGAGCUGGAGGAGGGCCUGGCUUUCUCCACCUUUGCUUCCUGGACACACUGUUACGAUGACAAGUUACAGGAAGAGGGCCAGAAGUUGCUGGAAGGGCUGAUCCGUAGCCAGCCCGAAAACUAUGAAGCCAAAAUAUACUUGGCACAGAUUCUCUGUUGGAAAGAUGAUGAAAGAGCAGGGUACCUUGCUGAUGAUGUGGUCCAGAACAGUCUCAACCCGGAACUCCUUAGAUUUGCCGCCAAGGUCAUUAAGACCCACUCUACCUCCCAGGCUAUUUCCACCCUGAAGAAGGCCAUUACCCUCCAAGGUGACUACUAUCUCUUGCACUACGACCUUGGCAUGCGUUACAUGUACCUCUUGGAGCGAGGAUCGGAGGGGAACAGAGCGGAAAUCGUGGAAGACGCCAUUGAGUGCUUCAAACGGUCACUGGAAUUGGAUCCUGGAUCUGUGUUUUCCCGGGUGAAGCUGGCGAAGUACGGAGAGAGAUGCCCGCUUUACGAGGAGGAGGUCUACCUGGGCUUGAUGGAGGAGCUGCCAACCGCCAGCAAGAGGUGCCAGCAGUCUUUCUAUCUGCACUGGGGGGAUUUUCUCCUCCGCAAGAAGGGGCAGAGGCAGGCAGCGCUGCGGGCGUACCGGGCCUGCUUGGAGGUGCCGGGGGACCACCCUCUGGAGCAGAACCAGCUGGAGCACCGUCUGAAAGAGCUAGCCAGGGCCUUCCGUUCUGAAGGCGAGAUGGAACAAGAGAGAGUGGUCCAGCGUCUGCUGCACGAAGUGGCAACAAAGCGUUGGGCUCUUCGUCAAAAUGCAGGGAGAGAGUGGCUGGCCUCCAUCGUCCCCCAGAUGGAGGCCAGACCACCUCAGCCAGAGGCCCGGGGGCUUCUGGGAGAUGGAGACCUCCAAUGUGGGCCCUUCCAGACGCCAGAAGAACGGGCUCAGCUGCGAGCUGCUGUCUACCAG
Molecule: messenger RNA, 1569 nt
Organism: Protobothrops mucrosquamatus (brown spotted pit viper)
Lineage: Eukaryota; Metazoa; Chordata; Lepidosauria; Squamata; Viperidae
Product: interferon-induced protein with tetratricopeptide repeats 5-like
Exons: 3
Biological process (GO): defense response to virus
Cellular component (GO): cytosol
Molecular function (GO): protein binding
Source: RefSeq, a predicted model, not a curated record